This is a messenger RNA of Triticum aestivum (bread wheat), 712 nucleotides long. RefSeq names its product protein DMP2-like. The coding region runs from base 23 to 712 and encodes 229 amino acids. The transcript has a single exon. NCBI's taxonomy places the organism in Eukaryota, Viridiplantae, Streptophyta, Magnoliopsida, Poales, Poaceae. The record is from RefSeq and is a predicted model, not a curated record. Gene Ontology annotation, biological process: endomembrane system organization.
UCAAGCACACAGUAGGCGUACAAUGGCAUCUUCUUCUUCGUCGUCGCCCACGGCGAUCCAGAUACAUCCACUGACCAACGAGGACGACGGCAAGAUAACAGCCGCCGGCACAGCACCGCCAACACCUACCACGGGGCCUGCACCGGCCACGGUCAUGUCGAGCGUCUCGAACUUAGCGCAGCUCCUGCCGACGGGCACGGUGCUGGCUUACCAGGCGCUGUCCCCGUCCUUCACCAACCACGGCAAGUGCGAGACCUCCAACCAAUGGCUCACUGGGGCGCUGGUCGUCGUCCUCACCGUCUCGUGCCUCUUCUUUGCCUUCACCGACAGCGUUGUCGGUCGCCGCGAUGGAAAGCUAUACUAUGGCUUCGCAACACUACGCGGCUUCAACGUGUUCAACUUCUCCAGCGAGGAAGAAAGGAACGAGUGGAACGAUCUUGACCAGUUUCGGAAGCUCCGUCUCCGGCCGCUUGACUUUGUGCAUGCCUUCUUCGCGGCGGUGGUUUUCCUCACGGUGGCGUUUAGCGACGUCGGGCUGCAGAACUGCUUCUUCCCCGAGGCUGGCAGGAACACCGAGGAGCUGCUCAAGAAUCUGCCCAUGGGCAUGGCGUUUCUCUCCAGUUUUGUGUUCAUCAUCUUCCCCACCAAAAGGAAGGGCAUUGGGUUCACUGACAACGCUCCUCGUCAAAAGGUGGUCCAUCCCUUAAAUUAA